Messenger RNA from Coffea arabica (coffee), 2516 nucleotides. Its product is annotated as G-type lectin S-receptor-like serine/threonine-protein kinase RLK1. Gene Ontology annotation, molecular function: protein serine/threonine kinase activity; ATP binding. Lineage: Eukaryota; Viridiplantae; Streptophyta; Magnoliopsida; Gentianales; Rubiaceae. Gene Ontology annotation, biological process: protein phosphorylation. The record is from RefSeq and is a predicted model, not a curated record.
AUGACGAGGCCUAAACUAUAUCUUGCAAUGGCAAAUCUAUGCAUACAACUCAUCUUCUUGGUAUUUCUCCUUCCAGUUUCUGCUUUGGCUCAAAAUAAUGGUACUGUGCCCAAUAACAGUACUUUGACUGCAGGUGAAACAUCCAGUUACUGGCUUUCACCUUCUGGUGAGUUUGCAUUUGGAUUCCAGCAACUUCAGGAGAAGGAUCUUUUCUUGUUUUCCAUAUGGUAUCACAAGAUACCAGACAAAACUGUAGUUUGGUAUGUUAAUACAAUCAACUCGGUUCCUCGUAACUCGACCGUGGUGCUUGAUGGUCAAAUUGGUCUUGUGCUUCGUAACCCUCAGGGCUCACAACUUUGGACUACUGAUGUCAAUUCUAAUCAAGUUGAUCAUGGUUUUAUGAAUAAUACAGGCAAUUUUAUACUCAAGGGGAGUGAUGAUAGCUGGCUGUGGGAAAGCUUCAAAUUUCCUAGUGAUACCAUAUUGCCAAAUCAAGGAUUGGCAAUUGGCAAUUCUCUUAGCUCUCGACAGUCAGCAACAAACUUCUCUCAAGGAAGAUUUUAUCUCCAUUUUGAUGGUGACGGGAAUCUAGUACUUGCUACCAGAAGUGUACCAACGAAUGUGUAUGAUGAAGUUCAGUACUACAAUAGUCAGACUUCUAGUUCCACAGAUGCAUUGAAUUCUGGUUAUCAAGUUACUUUUGAGGGCACAGGCGCCAUGUACAUAAGGAAGGCGAUCAAUCAAACACAACAGCUGAAUCUGGUUGCAGAAUCAUUACCACAAGCAUCAGAAUACUAUCAUAGGGCAACAAUAGAUUUUUAUGGGGUUUUCACACAUUAUUAUCAUCCUAGGACUUUUACUGGCAACCCGAACUGGACAAUUUUUUGGUAUGUGCCGAUUAAUAUAUGUUAUAUUCAAGGAGAAAUGGGGAGUGGAGCUUGUGGAUUUAACAGCGUUUGCUACCUCGAAGAUAAUGGAAGACCGGCUUGCAAGUGUCCAAACGGGUAUAUAUUGCUUGAUCCAAAGGACGCGUAUGGCAGCUGCAUACCAAACUCUUCUCUUGGCUGUGGUGAAGUAGAGGGCUCUUCAGAAAGCCUUUUUGAUUUAGAGGUGGUCAAUGACAUAAAUUGGCCUCUGUCCGACUAUGAGCGAAUAUAUCCUUCACAAGAACCAGUUUGUAAGCAAUCUUGCUUGCAGGAUUGUUUCUGUGCUGUGGCCAUUUUCAGUGGCAGUGGUUGCUGGAAGAAGAGGCUGCCACUUGCUAAUGGGAGGGCAGAAAGCACUGGCGGUCAGUCAAAAGCUUUCAUAAAAUAUCGCAAAAAUGAUGCUCCUCCAGUAUGUCAAACUCUUCCCCCAGUUGGUCAAACUCUUCCUCCAGUUCUGACAGGAUCAAAGCCAAAAAACCGAGGAACUGUGGUACUUGUGGGAUCUCUGCUCCUUGGAAGCUCUUUCUUCGUAAAUUUGGUGUUCAUUGCCACUGCUUGUUUCGGUUUUUACUUCAUAUACCACAAAAAGAAGGUAAUAACUCAUCCAAAUACUGAUGCACUGAAUACAAAUUUGCUUUAUUUUGCGUACAAAGAGCUUGCAGAUGCUACAAAUGAAUUCAAGGAAGAGUUGGGCAGGGGAUCUUUUGGUACUGUUUAUAAAGGUGACUUGCAAAUCAGAUCCAAAAACACUACUUUUGCAGUGAAAAAGUUAUACAGAAUGGAUCAAGAUGCUGACAAGGAGUUUCGUGCUGAAGUGGAAUCAAUAGGCCAGACUAACCACAAGAAUUUGGUCCGCUUGCUUGGAUUCUGUGAUGAAGGGCAACAUCGUCUAUUGGUGUAUGAAUAUAUGAGCUGUGGCACUCUCGCGAGAUUGUUGUUCAAUAAUCCCAAACCUAGUUGGAGUAUGAGGACUCAAAUUGCUAUUGGGAUUGCAAGGGGACUGGUAUACCUUCAUGAAGAAUGCAAUACUCAAAUUAUUCAUUGUGACAUAAAGCCCCAGAAUGUGCUCCUUGAUGAGUAUUUCAAUGCUCGGAUUUCUGACUUUGGAUUGGCAAAACUUUUGAUGAUCAAUCAGAGUCGAACAUUUACUAGUAUUCGAGGAACAAAAGGGUAUGUUGCUCCCGAAUGGUUCAGGAGCAACCAAAUCACUGCAAAGGUUGAUGUUUAUAGUUUUGGUGUCUUGUUACUGGAGAUCAUUUCUUGCCGCAGAUGUGUGGAGAACAUUGAAAACCUUGGUGAAGGAGAAAACCCAAUUUUAAUUGACUGGGCUUGGGAUUGCUUUCAAGAAGGAAGAUUGGAUAUGUUUGUUGAAAAUGAUUUAGAGGCCCUAGAAGAUCAAAUGAUGCUGGAGAGAUUUCAGAUGGUUGCCAUGUGGUGUAUCCAAGAAAACUCUUCGCUUAGGCCUAAAAUGAGGAAGGUGAGCCAGAUGCUUGAAGGAAUUGUGGAAGUUAUCGCACCCCCUUGUCCGUCUCCUUUUUCCACUACGGGAUGAGUUUAGUUCGGUACUGCUUUGUGUCAUUUCAAUUGACG